Molecule: messenger RNA, 625 nt
Organism: Penaeus vannamei (Pacific white shrimp)
Lineage: Eukaryota; Metazoa; Arthropoda; Malacostraca; Decapoda; Penaeidae
Source: RefSeq, a predicted model, not a curated record
UUAUAAAAGCUUCGAAGCCGCAAGCUUUGAGUCCAAAGACUCACUUAUUCUCAGUCGACACUCGAACGCCGGAGAAGCAACUACUCAAAAUAAAAAUAUGUCGGCGAUUCCCAGACUUCUGCAGACCCUCAGGCAGAGUGAGGCUGUCCUAGUGGGCCCAAGUAUCCGGGGAUUCUGCACCAAACCACCCAAGGCCCCAGAGACCAAGGCAGCACCUAAAAUACCCAAGGCUCCAAAGACCAAAGCAGCACCUAAAGCUGCAGCAGCAGCUGAACCAGUUGCUGCCCCACCACCCCCACCUGCACCUGCCAAACCAGCAGGCCCCACUGUUCCUGCCUAUGUCUCAAGUGCCACACCCAGUGCCCCGGCUGAACCUAUUGGCCCAGGAGCAAGCAAGACAGGAAAUUAUCCAAAUACUGAGUACUAUUCUUACAAUAAGAUGAGUUAUUUUGACUUAGAAGUUGAAAUGGGACUAGACAGGAUCCCACAGCCUUCCUCCGGCAAUGGUCGAUUUUGAUGGGUCUUUUAGUGUUGAGUUAUUCAUUUUAUGCCCAUUCUUUCCCAUUGAAGAAAAAGAUUCAGAUUUUAUGUGUAAAUACUGUAGAAUAAAGAAAAAAAUGUAAAA